AACAUUGAGUCCUACGUUCCCUUCUCAUUCAUCAUUCACAACAACUGCAACCAAAUUCUUCAUCUGUUUUAAUCGGAAAUUUACAAACAAAUUAAAGAAGUUAUCAUCAGUGAAUCCAAGAAUAUUAGAAAUGGCAGCUGCAACGUACGAGAAAGAUGAUCUCAAUUUAAAGGCGACUGAGCUAAGAUUAGGUUUACCUGGGUCAGAUGAUGAAGUGGAGAAGCCAUCAUCUUCUACUUAUUUUGGUGCUAAAUUUAGCAACAAAAGACUUUCAUCACAGAUGGAUAAUGGAAAAAUUGAUGAACCCGCACCAAAAGCACAAAUUGUUGGUUGGCCACCAGUUCGAUCAUACAGAAAGAAUGUUUUACAAGCCAGCUACGUGAAAGUUAGCAUGGAUGGAGUAGCUUACCUUAGAAAAAUUGACCUUAAUCUUUACAAAAGCUACCCACAAUUACUCAAGGCUUUAGAGAACAUGUUCAAGUGCUCCAUUGGAGUAUACUCAGAAAGAGAAGGUUACAAUGGAUCUGAUUAUGUACCAACUUAUGAAGACAAAGAUGGUGAUUGGAUGCUUGCUGGUGAUGUACCUUGGGAUAUGUUCAUCAACUCUUGCAAAAGACUUAGAAUUAUGAAAGGAUCUGAUGCUAAAGGUUUAGCAUCUUUGUAGACAGUGACGGAUCCAGAAUUUAGACGAUGUGUUGGUCUUGCGUUCCAAGAGUUCUAAAAUGUUUAUUUGUGUUUUCACGACACAUAGUAUAAGGUUCGGCCUCAAAGUACUUGAUUAGGUCUGUCAUUUCAGAAUGACUAAGUCCGUGAACUCAUUGUUGGAUCCGCCACUACGUGUAGAAUCCUAAGCCUAAGCUUACUGGAUUCUUCAAGAAACUGGAAAAUAUACUCGGAUCUGCAAUCAAAUCAACGUGAACAAGAAAGAGAGAAGGCUGGGGAUUUGUAUCUCCAUGUUUUCAGUCUUGUAUAGAGAAAGUAUAGCUUCAGUUUUUCUUGUACAAAGAGUUUUUUGUAUUUGUUUUUUGAAGAAAUUCGCUAUGUAUUUUCAAAGAGUAUAUACAUAUACAUAUACAUAUACAAUAUGGGGUCAGAGAUUUAAAAAAUAGAGCAAUAUCAAAUGUUAUGUUGAA
Nicotiana attenuata is the source of this 1133-nucleotide messenger RNA. RefSeq names its product auxin-induced protein 22D-like. Bases 131 to 664 code for a protein of 177 amino acids. Gene Ontology annotation, cellular component: nucleus. Gene Ontology annotation, molecular function: protein binding. The record is from RefSeq and is a predicted model, not a curated record. Gene Ontology annotation, biological process: regulation of DNA-templated transcription. The transcript has 3 exons. Lineage: Eukaryota; Viridiplantae; Streptophyta; Magnoliopsida; Solanales; Solanaceae.